Plodia interpunctella (Indianmeal moth) is the source of this 2789-nucleotide messenger RNA. Its product is annotated as monocarboxylate transporter 3-like. The coding region runs from base 237 to 2216 and encodes 659 amino acids. Gene Ontology annotation, cellular component: membrane. NCBI's taxonomy places the organism in Eukaryota, Metazoa, Arthropoda, Insecta, Lepidoptera, Pyralidae. Gene Ontology annotation, molecular function: monocarboxylic acid transmembrane transporter activity. The transcript has a single exon. Gene Ontology annotation, biological process: monocarboxylic acid transport; transmembrane transport. The record is from RefSeq and is a predicted model, not a curated record.
AAAUAAAAGGUUUUUCACUCUACGAUUUAAAAUACUAUAGGUAAACCCUAUGGUUAAUCCUGACAGCUUUUUUUUUGGCUAUUUCCAGCUAUUUCUUUGUCUAGCUAGAUGAAUAGAAUUAUCACCAUGUCGAGUCAUCUCAUGUCUGAAAUAUUUGUAAAUAAAAGUGAAUGGUAGUAAUAAAGAAAUGAUUAAGAGAUAAUAUUAUAGUACAUAAUUAAAAGUUAUGAUCAAAUAUGCCUGCUAAACAGAAGAAUGAAACAGAACAGAAGAAAAGUAUAUUAGUUGUACCUAGCAGAGUAAUUAGUAGACCAGAUGAACUUGAAGGUGGAGAAGAAACUGAAAUCGCAGCUCAAAUAUCCGUUCCAGAAGAAGGAGGCUGGGGAUGGGUUGUGUUGGUAGCAGCCUUUUCCUGUAUCAUGAUACUGGAUGGAAUUUGUUUUACUUUUGGAUGCUUGAUUCAAGAUUUGAAGCAGGAAUUCCAAACGACAGAUUCCAAUAUUGCUUUUGUUAAUUCUUUAGCAGUGUCAUUUUAUUUUCUCUUGGGACCAUUAGCCUCUGCAUGUAUCAAUCGUUUUGGCUUUAGAUUAUGUUGUAUGACUGGAUCAGUUAUUGUUACUUGUUCAUUUCUAUGUACGUACUUUAGUACGAAUUACGUAUCUCUUUGUGUUUUCUAUGGAGCGUUUGCAGGUUUAGGAUAUUGCUUGAUAAAUUUAUCAAGUGCCCUCGUAGUAGGCUUUUAUUUCGAGAAAUUACGUGCGCUUACAUUAGCAAUAGCUGCUACGGGAUCAAGCGUUGGGAUUGCUGUAAUGGCACCUAUAAAUACAUAUAUAAUUGGUAUAGCAGGUUGGAGGGUUGUAACUAUGUUCCACACAGGUUUAUUUGGCAUAACGUAUUUCCUUGGAAUGACCUAUAGACCUUUACUGUCCUUGACAGUUAUCACAACCACAGAUGAUCCAACUCGAACUGUUACAUAUUUGCCUAAUUUAGCUUCUGCUAGCCGUACUGGUACAAAUGUUGGAGGUGUAUUAAUGCCAACUGCAACAGAGCGAUUAUUUAGUGCUGUCUCCAAUGCCAAUUUUCCUACAGCGGCAUCGGUCGUAGUAGAAGGGUUAUCAACAACUCCAACACAGCCUGGCCCAUCAACAGGCCCUGCCGUAUCUAAAAUUACAUUAAGGGCUCACAGUCCUCAUGGAGGUAUAAGUAAGCGUCAGUUAAAGCAAGUGCAAUCUAUAAUAUCAAAAUCAAGUGUUCAAGAUAAAACGAAAAAGAAUGUAGAGGUUACUGUCCAUGUUGAUGAACCCAAGAAAAGAAAGUGGUGGCAGAGACUUUUUCAUUGGGAAGAACACGUUCAAGAAUCGCGGCCUAUGUACCGAGAUGAUGCAUUUUAUGCUGGAAACAUCGAAAAAUUACCCGAAUAUCAAAAGAGUAUGAUGGAUACACCAGCCGAUGGCAAAACGGGUUUAGAAUAUCAAAUGGCAGUAUCUAGAGCAGUAACUGCUGUUGAUUUAAAGGAAAAACGUGGUGUUUUUACUACUGCUGCUCGGCGAGUUUUAGCAACAAUGAUGGACCCUAAUCUAUUAAAGAAAAAAUCAUUCUUACUUUUAAGCACUAGUGGUUUUGUGGUAUAUUUGGGUUACCUAGUACCCUAUGUAUUUAUGUUAGAUCGGAGUAUAACCGCGGGCAUAGAAUUUCGUCAUAGUAACUUAUUUUUGACUGUAAUUGGAACUGCAAAUGCAAUUGGCAGAUUAGUAAUGGGUGCAUUAGCUACUAAGUAUGAUCCCCUAAAAUUAUAUAUAAUGGCAUGCGUUAUAUCUGGAUUGGCAACUAUAUUAUCUAGUUUAUCUUACGAUGUUUAUUACCAAUAUGGUUAUUGUACUAUUUUCGGUUUCUUCAUAUCUAGCUUUGCCAGUCUUAGAAGUAUAGUUAUCGUUUCUCUAUAUGGGUUAGAUAAAUUAACAAAUGCUACUGGUAUAUUGCUAUUAUUCCAAGGCUGCGGAAGUUUAAUAAGCACCCCCAUGGCAGGAAUGUUGAAAGAAAAUUUUAACUACGAUAUUUCGUUCUAUGUAGCUGGGACAGCCAUAUUGCUUGGUGGUAUAAUGGGGUGUUUUAUAAAAAUAUUAGCAAACAAAGAAAUUGUGCAAGAACAAAAUGCGAAAAAAGGUACAUUGCCUGAAGACAAAAAGACACCAGUACCGUUUGGAAAAAAAGAGUGAAUAAAUUGUUGUUCUAAUUUUUUUUAUACGCUGAAUAUAUAUUGCGAUUACUAUUAAGUUUUUUUUUAACGAUCACAUAUCUGGGCUGUGUGCCACAAACAUUAUUUGCAAACAUUAUUAGGCAGUCCUAAAAAUUAUGUUUGUAAACAUAUUUUAUUUAAUUUUAAUUUUUUUACUAAAAUUCUUUAUCUAGCUAGUAUGGCAUAAUUUGUUAAAAUAUUUUUCUAUUUUUCUCUAUGAAAUAAAUGAAACUUUAUAAUUGUGAUUGUAGCACUAGGUGUUAAGUGCCAUACAUACAUAGUGCCUUAAGCGGGGAUUGAAAAAAUGAACAGAUCGUUAUAUUAGCUUAUUAUUGUUUGUUACUCAAUCACACAAAUGUUGCAAGACGGAUUUUGAUGAAAUUUAGUAACGGAUAUAAUUAUAUUUUAAGAACCUUUGUUAAGACAAGGCUUAAUCAUCGCAGCAUAGCAUCAGCUAAUAGGGCAUAUUAGGCAAAGCUCCGCGCAGAUGGCGCUACUGGUACACUAAGUAUGCCAAUGGAGGCAAAAAGCGCCAAUUUUCAAUAUUGUUGCA